Molecule: messenger RNA, 1741 nt
Organism: Neopsephotus bourkii (Bourke's parrot)
Lineage: Eukaryota; Metazoa; Chordata; Aves; Psittaciformes; Psittacidae
Product: calnexin-like
Exons: 3
Coding region: 35-1741 (568 amino acids)
Biological process (GO): protein folding
Cellular component (GO): endoplasmic reticulum; endoplasmic reticulum membrane
Molecular function (GO): calcium ion binding
Source: RefSeq, a predicted model, not a curated record
GGGGGAGAAGGGGCGCACGGGGCUGUGGCGGAUCAUGGAGCUGAAAUGGCUGCUGUAUGUGACCCUGCUAGCUCUUGGGACUCUUGCUGUCCAGGCACAUGAUACAGAUGAUGACAAUGAUGGUGAUGAUGUAGUUGAUAUUGAGGAUGACUUGGACGAUGGCAUUGAGGAGGCAGAAGAGUCAAAGCCUGAAAUGAGUACUCCUCCUCCAACUCCAAAGGUUACCUACAGGCCCCCAGUCCCAACUGGCGAGGUGUAUUUUGCAGAAUCCUUUGAUAAAGGAACUCUGGAUGGAUGGAUCCUUUCCAGAGCCAAAAAGGAUGAUACAGAUGAUGAGAUUGCCAAAUAUGAUGGUAAAUGGGAAGUCCAAGACAUGAAGGACACUAAGCUUCCAGGAGACAAAGGGCUUGUGUUGGUAACCCGAGCCAAGCACCAUGCAAUUUCAUCCAAACUUGCAAAGCCUUUUGUAUUUGAUACCAAACCCCUUAUUAUACAGUAUGAAGUAAACUUCCAAAAUGGAAUAGAGUGUGGUGGGGCCUAUGUGAAAUUGCUUUCAAAAACCCCGGAAUUGAACCUGGACCAGUUCCAUGACAAAACUCCAUAUACAAUCAUGUUUGGCCCUGUCAAAUGUGGAGAGGACUAUAAAUUGCACUUCAUCUUCCGGCACAAAAACCCAAAGACUGGCAGAUACGAGGAGAAGCACGCAAAGCGUCCAGAUGCGGACCUGAAGAGUUACUUUACUGAUAAGAAGACCCAUCUUUACACUCUAGUCUUGAAUCCUGAUAACAGUUUUGAAAUCCUGGUUGAUCAAACGGUUGUUAACAGUGGGAAUUUGCUAAAUGAUAUGUCCCCUCCUGUGAAUCCACCCCGAGAGAUCGAGGACCCGAAUGACCAGAAGCCUGAGGACUGGGAUGAGAGACCAAAAAUCCCAGACCCAGAUGCUGUUAAACCAGAUGACUGGGAUGAGGAUGCUCCUGUAAAGAUAGCAGAUGAAAAUGCUGUGAAGCCAGAGGGCUGGCUGGAUGAUGAGCCAGAAUAUGUAGCGGACCCUGAUGCCGAGAAGCCUGAAGAUUGGGAUGAGGACAUGGAUGGUGAAUGGGAGGCACCUCAGAUUGCAAAUCCUAAAUGUGAGGCAGCACCUGGCUGUGGUACCUGGCAGCGACCAAUGACUGACAAUCCAAACUACAAAGGCAAAUGGAAGCCUCCUAUGAUUGAUAAUGUGAACUAUCAGGGCAUUUGGAAACCUAGGAAGAUCCCAAACCCAGAUUUCUUUGAAGACUUGGAACCUUUCAAGAUGACUCCCUUCAGUGCUGUGGGACUUGAGCUGUGGUCAAUGACUUCUGACAUCUUUUUUGACAACUUUAUUAUCUGCACUGAAAGAGCUGUAGCUGAUGAUUGGGCCAAUGAUGGAUGGGGACUGAAAAAGGCAGCAGAUGGUGCUGCAGAGCCUGGUGUUGUGGGCCAGAUGAUGGCAGCUGCUGAAGAGCGUCCCUGGCUUUGGGUGGUCUACAUCCUCACUGUGGCUUUGCCAGUGUUCCUUGUUGUCCUUUUCUGCUGCUCUGGGAAGAAACAGCCAAGUGCUGCAGAAUACAAAAAGAACUGUCGUGAGUUAUUUGCCAUAAGAACAUCAUGUUCUGUAGUUUAUUCUUCUUUGGAGACAAUCCAAAUGCGAAAGAACGUCAGGACCAGAAUUAAAAAUUCCUGUUAUAAUAUUGAGAAUGGAAGGAGAGAAAAGCCUUAG